Messenger RNA from Perca fluviatilis (European perch), 2888 nucleotides. Its product is annotated as noelin-like. Lineage: Eukaryota; Metazoa; Chordata; Actinopteri; Perciformes; Percidae. Bases 361 to 1737 code for a protein of 458 amino acids. The record is from RefSeq and is a predicted model, not a curated record. The transcript has 6 exons. Gene Ontology annotation, biological process: signal transduction.
CACUGGAGCAUCUUGUUUCCACUCGGCCGAUUGCUGGCGUCACAUCAGAGAAGAAAGAGAGACGGGAGAGGAGGAGAGGAGGAGAGAGGAGAGAGGGAGGAGGAAAGCCAAGAGACCAGAGAGAGGAGCAGAGAGACAGAUACACAACAGAUAACAGGCUAACAGAGAGAUAACCAGGCUAACAGAUAACCAGGCUAACAGAAAGGCUAACAGACAGGCUAACAGAAAGGCUAACACAAAGAUAACCAGGAUAACAGACAGGCUAACAGACAGGCUAACAGACAGAUAACCAGGCUAAAAGAAAGGCUAACAGACAGGCUAAAAGACAGAUAAGAAGCUAAUUAAAGAGGUAAACAGUGAAUGGGUUUAACACAGAUGGAGUCUGAAGAGAAUCUGCUCAACGUUUUUCUGCUGCUGCUGUUCGGAUCACUCUUCACCAUGGUGGGUCCUUCUGCCCCGGAGGAGGGCUGGCAGGUGUACAGUUCAGCGCAGGACUCUGAAGGUCGAUGUGUUUGUACGGUGGUUGCUCCCCAGCAGACGGUCUGCUCCAGAGAUGCUCGAACCAAACAGCUCAGACAGCUGCUGGAGAAGGUUCAGAAUAUGAGUCAGUCCAUCGAGGUUCUGGACCAGCGGACUCAGAGAGAUCUGCAGUUUGUGGAGAAAAUGGAAGAACAGGUGAAAGGUCUGGAAAACAAAUUCAAACAGGUGGAAGAUGGACAUGAGAGCAACAUCGCUAGACAGUACAAGUCCAUAAAGGUAAAGAUGGAGGAGUUACGUCCUUUGAUCCCGGUCCUGGAGGCCUACAAGGCGGAUGCUCUGCUGGUCCGACAGUUUAAGGAAGAGGUGGCGAAUGUGACAGAGCUCCUGGGAUCGCUGCAGGAACAAAUGGGAGGUCUGGACUACCAGGAGCUCCACGGCCGAGUGAUGAACCUGGAGGACCGGCUGAGGGCCUGCAUGCAGAGGCUGGCAUGUGGGAAGCUGACAGGAAUUUCUGAGCCAAUCACCAUCAAGUCGUCAGGAUCUAGGUUUGGAUCGUGGAUGACUGACCCGCUCGCUCCGACUGGAGACAACAGAGUGUGGUACAUGGAUGGUUACCAUAACAACCGCUUUGUCAGGGAGUAUCAGUCGAUGUAUGACUUCAUGACGACGGACAACUUCACAUCUCACCGCUUGCCUCACCCCUGGUCCGGCACUGGUCAGGUGGUUUAUAACGGAUCCAUUUAUUUUAACAAGUUUCAGAGUCACACCGUCAUCAAGUUCGACUUCAGCACAUCCCUCAUCAGCCGCUCCCGGCAGCUGGACUUUGCUGGCUACAACAACAUGUACCAUUACUCCUGGGGGGGGCACUCAGACAUCGACCUCAUGGUGGACGAGGGGGGGCUUUGGGCCGUCUACGCUACCAAUCAGAACGCUGGAAACAUCGUCCUCAGCCAGUUAAACCCAAACACUCUGCAGAUCAUCCGCAGCUGGACCACCAACCACCCAAAACGCAGUGCCGGCGAGGCAUUCAUGAUCUGUGGAACCCUGUACGUUACUAACGGGUACUCCGGUGGAACCAAAGUUUACUACGCCUACUCCACCAACUCCUCCACCUACGAGUACAUCGACAUUCCUCUGACCAACAAAUAUAGCCACCUGUCCAUGCUCGACUACAACCCUCGAGACAGAGCACUGUACGCCUGGAACAAUGGCCACCAAGUUCUUUAUAACGUCACUCUUUACCACAUUAUACAAUAACACUAAAUAACAAAUACAUAAAGUUACCCUCUAAAACACAGUAACAUAUCUGCCACCCCAGAGACAGAGCGCUGUACACCUGGAAUAAUGGCCACCAUGUCCUAAAUAAUCUUACUCUUAUAAUCUCACCACAUUAUACAGUAACACUAAAGAAUAAAUUCGAGUUCCCAUAAUGUUACCCUCUAAAACCGCAUUUCUCAAACUUUUUCAGACAAAGGACCAUAUUACAAAUUAUAGCUAAACUAAAGAGCAGUUUUACAAAAAGCUUACUCAAGAAUUGUCUCUAUUGCCAUAUUAAUGAAAAAAAUGGUGUUGCUUAUAACUAUGAAUGUUAAUCCUUCCAUAUUUCCUUAAAAUGUCAUGCAAAUGUAUUGUGAUGUAAAUUGGAGGCACUGUCGCAAUAUGGUCAGCUUCAUUGCUGAAGUCCGACAACACAACAGAAAAGCCAAUUCAAAUAAUGAUAAUGUUUGAAUUUAAAGAUAAGUUUAUUUAAUAUUGAAAACAACACAUACAUGUUCCUCACUGUUAGGCUUUGGAGUUGCUGGCAGACAGUUUGAGAAACACAGUUUUUAAUUUUAAAAUAAAAACUGAAUCUUUUACAGAAUCUAGUCACAGACCAGCAGGGGUUGCUGGUGGACAACCAGUGGUCCGUGGACCACUCUUUGACUAAUACUGCUCUAAAACUUAACACAUCUGCAACCCUUGAGACAGCGCUCUAGUCAAAGUCCUUCAUAAUGUUACUUUACCACAUGAUAGAGUAGCACUAAAGAAUAAAUAGAAUAAGAUUACACAAUAAAUUCAUCUCUUAAAUAAAUCCUCAUGUUCUCUGACCCAUACUGAGUCAAAGGUGAAGAUAGUUUUUCAGGUUCAUGUCUGUACCUCUAAGACAGAGAAAGGUAUGUUAGCUGAGCUUUGAACAAAGACUCAAAGUGAGGGGAAACGGUUUGGUUAUUUCCAUCCAAAAAAAAAUCAUGACACUGAUUGACAUGUUUUUAGCUUAGCAGUUAGCAGUUCAUCCUGUAAUAGCUAGUUUAUUUAAAAGUGCUCUAAGUGAUGUGACCCGUUUUUUAGGCUACACAUUUUUUUGUCACAUACAGCAAACAUCUCCUCACUAUCCACUAGCUGCCUGUCCCCUGAACACACGGUAAAAA